Messenger RNA from Xyrauchen texanus (razorback sucker), 1520 nucleotides. RefSeq names its product mediator of RNA polymerase II transcription subunit 6-like. Bases 48 to 818 code for a protein of 256 amino acids. Gene Ontology annotation, cellular component: mediator complex; core mediator complex. Gene Ontology annotation, molecular function: transcription coactivator activity. NCBI's taxonomy places the organism in Eukaryota, Metazoa, Chordata, Actinopteri, Cypriniformes, Catostomidae. The record is from RefSeq and is a predicted model, not a curated record. The transcript is spliced from 8 exons. Gene Ontology annotation, biological process: regulation of transcription by RNA polymerase II.
AGAACAGCGACGACUAUUGCGUCAUCGGCCUGCGACUGUGCUGGAAAAUGUCGGUGGAUUUAAGAGAUAACCUGCUGGGCAUCUCAUGGGUGGACAGUGGCUGGGUGCCCAUUCUGAACCCCAGUAAUGUGCUGGAGUAUUUCUCCGAGAGGAGCAACCCUUUCUAUGAUCGCACCUGCAACAACGAGGUGGUGAAGAUGCAGAGAUUAACCCUGGAUCACCUUAAUCAGAUGGUAGGUGUAGAAUAUAUUUUGCUUCAUGCUCAGGAACCGAUUCUGUACAUCAUCAGGAAGCAACAGAGACAGUCGCCAACACAAGUGAUCCCCCUUGCUGACUUCUAUAUCAUAGCUGGAGUGGUUUAUCAGGCACCUGACCUGGGAUCAGUCAUCAAUUCCAGAGUGCUCUCAGCCGUUCAUGGCAUCCAGUCAGCAUUUGAUGAGGCAAUGUCCUUCUGCAGAUACCACCCAUCCAAAGGGUACUGGUGGCACUUUAAGGACCAGGAGGAGAAAGAGAGGGUAAAGCCUAAAUCUAAGCGGAAAGAGGAGCCCAGUUCAUUUUUCCAGAGGCAGAGAGUUGAUGCACUGCUACUGGACCUACGCAAUAAAUUUCCCCCAACUUUCUAUCAGCAUAAACCAGGAGAAAAGCCGGUUCCAGUGGAGGUAAAGAAAGAGCCAGAAGUGGCACUUGAGACAGCAAAGCCUCAAGAAGAGAGAGACACAAAACCAUCAGCCCCUCCUGGCCCUGCUCGCCCAGCACCUCCCACCCCCAACUCUAACCCUAACAAACCACCACCUGAGAAACGUGCUCGCCUGCAGUGAUGCGUUAUGGCUCCUUACAGCCUUGCUGUAGUGCUGAAGGACUGCAUAAAACAUACGCAGAUUAAACACGCAUACUCUUGUGAGCAGGUCUCAAGACCAGCUAACUAAAGGUGGACUGUUACGGUUACUGUAAAUAAAUGAGUUUUCUUCAUAAUUUAAUAGUAGGUGUUUUUCUAAUAAGGGAAGUGAAUUUUUGGUUUGAUUUUCUGUAUUUUAUCAUUGUGCCAUGAGCUAUCUCUCUCACACACACACACACACACCGUUGAGAGAAGCUGUGAUUAAAUUCGGUGUCAGUUUUUCAGAACCUUUGUGCUGUCUGAUUUGUUUUCAUACAUAAGUUUUACAGACCUUUUCUGCUGAUUAAAGCUCAGUCUUUGUACAUCCUUUGUGAUACAGUAACUUAGCUGUAAUUGUGAUAGCUGUGAUUUUUUACUAGGAUGUUUGGUGUUUUGGUCCUCCGAUUGAGAUUAUAUUGAGCGCAGCGCCCUCUUGUGGACAGAUUGAGAGGCGCUGCUUGUGCAUGAACGUGAACAGCGUUGUUUUUGGUGCGCUAAAAAGAGAUUCACAGCCAACCGAUACAUUCUGAAGACGUUUCAGUUUUAUGCAUAUGACCCAAAUACAACCAGGCCUGGCCUAAUUUAUUCCACUUGAAUGCGCACUGUAAACGGAUUCAAUGCAUUAAUACAUAACGGUGCUUUAAAA